UCACAACAUACGUAAACACAUGAAAGCGAGCACACGUGUGUGAGUCGCAUGGCUAAAUCAAGAUGCUGAGAAGACAAGCUAGGCUGCGGAGAGAGUUCAUCUACAAAAAGUCAGAGGAACAACGGGACAGAAGCAUACAGGAUAAAAAACAGCGAUUGAAGGCAGCACUAGAAAGUGGUGAUCCUAUACCAACUGACUUGAGGGCGGAUGCUGUAACCCUCCAGAAGACUUUGGCCUGGGAAGGACCAGGAGCAGAUGGAAAAACUAGCAGGGUAGAUGAUGAGUACAAAUGGGCUGGUGUGGAGGAUCCCAAAAUUGUUGUCACAACAUCAAGAGAUCCAAGUUCAAAACUCAAACAGUUUGCAAAGGAGAUCAAACUGAUAUUCCCUAACAGUCAGAGAAUCAACAGAGGUAAUUAUGAGACAAAACAGCUCAUGGAUGCCUGUCGUGCCAACCAAGUGACAGAUUUGCUCAUGGUGCAUGAACACAGAGGUGUUCCAGAUGGUCUGAUUGUGUGUCACCUACCUCACGGCCCCACAGCCUCCUUCACUCUGUCCAACGUUGUAAUGCGACACGACAUUCCAGACGUAGGCACCAUGUCAGAAGCAUAUCCACAUCUCAUUUUCCACGAUUUGUCUUCUAAACUAGGAAACAGGGUCAGAGAUAUUCUGAAAUAUUUAUUUCCUGUUCCAAAAGAAGAAAGUAAGCGAAUUAUCACAUUUGCAAAUGACGAUGACCACAUCUCAUUUAGACAUCAUAUAUACAAGAAAACAGAUGGAGGCAGGAACAUAGAACUUUCAGAAGUUGGGCCACGAUUUGAAAUGAAAUUGUACCAGAUUCAGCUAGGUACCCUUGACAACGCAGACACAGCCGAUGUAGAAUGGGUGUAUAGACCAUACAUGAACACAGCCAAGAAACGCAAGUUCCUCUCUAACUGAACAUAAAAACAUUAUCCUCGGAAAACAGCAUUGUUCUAGGGCUCUGAACAUCAGAUUUCCUCAAACACACUCAGUAACUGAGAUUUCUCCUGGAUUAUAUCAUCACCUUUGGAUUAUUGAUUAUGUGUAUCCAGUUGUCGGGGGACACAAUGAUGAAGAUUUCUCCUCCAGGAUAUCCUUAUCCUAGGACACAAUCAUGGACUGGGAAAUUGCCCUUGGAGUAUUCUAUAUGUUAGGACACUCGGAGUAUUCUAUAUGUUAGGACACUCAGAGUAUUCUAUAUGUUAGGACACUCGGAGUAUUCUAUAUGUUAGGACACUCAAUGAUGGAGAGACAGCUGUAUAUUGUCCUGGGUAACAUUGAAUUUCUCACAUUAUCUAGAGACCUCCUUAUUGAGUGGAACACUAUCCUACUUAUCCUGGAAUAUCAACAUUAUCCCAGGAGGUGGGUAAGGUAUAUAUAUAUAUGGGACACCCUAUUAUUACAGUAUCAGAGGACUUGUCUCCCUGAUAGUAUUUUACCACUGCAAUGGUAAACAUUUAGGAUCACAACAUGAUCAGAACAUCAAGUAACGUCUGUUUACAGAAUUGGCGAGAGUUAAGAUAAGCUAUCUCUGUUACAUUGUUCGGAAUGUCACAUGAUACGUGAAACACAGAUUGUUGAUGAAGGGAAGGAAAAUCCUAACAAUUUUACACAUGUACCAUAUCAAACAUAUAAAUGAGGAAGGCAUAACUGUGGCAUUGCAGAAAAAUACCUAUGCACUAAUGCCAGUAAUUCCACUAAGUAAAUAAAAACAUGAUUUCUAUUAACUUAUUUAUCUGCAAAUAUGCCCCCUUUCUUCCUUUUUGCAGAAUCAUCAGUUUUAAAACAAUUGAUAGAUCAAAGUGGUUCACAAAUACGCCCUCCCAAAAACUAACAAACUUUAACAGUAAAGUUUUAUACUAGGGGAGGGGGGCUUAUUUGAGGAUAAAUACAAUAAUGUCUGUGUAUGGAAGAUGGCUAAUGAAACAAAUAUCCCAUUAGGUUAUUGUUAUUUGAAAAUUUAUUUUACUUCAUCAUUACAAAAUCAAUCAUUGUGACAAUUAUGUAGAAAGCAUAUUAACAAAUUCUGAUAAACAUUACAAUAUUACAUGUUGUAUAUUGUUUAAAUGUUUUAACUUUUUAGCAUUUUAUACAAGACAAUUCAAAUAAAAAUGAUAUUAAAAACUUAGAGAUGAUUGUUGUGGUUUCUUAACUGCUUGGAAUGUAGAACUUUUAUAUUAUACUUUACAAUACAUCGAGAACCUAAUAUCAUCACCAGUAUAUCACCGUCAAUGGCCUAGAGAUAUUUAAUCAAUAUAUAAUGAGGUGCUGUGAUGCCUUUAGGUAACUGUUAAUAAGAAGAUAUUUAAGAAAAUCCGAAAACAUCUUGAUACUUGACAGUACAGGAAUAAGUAAAUCCAGUAUUAUUAGCUCGCCUCUCGAAGAGAGGAGGAGCUUAUGUUGUCACCCUUGCGUCGGUCUCUGCAUUAGUUUCCGAUUGUUUGUAUAAGUUUUUGGUGCAAGUGUUAAAAGGCAUCUCGGUUCUAAUAUUUGGUUUCAAGUUUACUGUAGGGGGUAACUUUUCUUUCUUGGAGUCAAAUAUGUUUUAUAAUAAUGACAAUUUCAAUGCUUUCUAUUACAAUACAAAAUCUAAUUUAAACUAUGUCUAUUGAAAUAUUGCAAUAUUUUUUGUUAAAAUUGAAUGCCGGUAUACAUUCAUCACAAUAUCAAUUCCAGCUGGUGAAUUCGCCUCCUAAUUCUCAUGUGAGGUAUAGAUACUCGAUGUAGAUUUCAGGUGGUGAACUCGCUCUGAUGCUCAAGCUUUGUACCAAUGAUCUCACUCCAUAUUAAAAUUUGUACGUCCUUGCACUUUAUAGUAACACCUUAAAACAUAUGUCAUCACAUCAAGAAGCUUGUGAUAAAUAUGCACUAGUGUAUGACUGAUCACCUUGUUAAAAUGAUAGAUUGACUCACAAGGACUUGAUACCAAUUCCUAACUCAUAAUCCAUAAUUGUAUCUAUGUAUAUCGACCAUGGGUUACCAGGGUUACGAAUUUGUGACAAAUCCUUGUGGAUUGACUCAAUGUUAAUCAGUUCUAGUAGCUAUGAAGCAUGUGCACCUUAGGACUAUAUACAUACUUGCUUACUACCGACUUAGCUAUGACUAGGAUAGGAAUGUUGACAUUUUUGUCAAGAGUACAAUGAUGUCACAUGAGAAGUGAUUUCUAUUGUGUACUGUCAUAUCAAUAUUACAUGCAUAAGAUAGACAACAGGUUAUUGGAGAAAUAAUUUUGGCAAACCAUAAGAGGCAAGAUUCUUAAGCUGCUUAAAACUCGAAUAAUGCCUCAUGUUUGUCAACGUAAGUAUCUUCCCCUCUGUCUUAUCUCGCAUUUACUACAUGUAAUUAGUAAGAGGCUGAUUCUUAACCAUAUGUUUAUACUCCCUAGGAGAGAAGUGUAUGUUGGGCCUACCUUUAUGGUCACACAGCAAAAAUCACUUCAAUAGAAGUGUGAUGCAAUCAAUUCUGAUUUAAUCUAUCUUGUUACAAUCCUUACACUAAUUAUUUGUGACACCACAAUAGAAAUCCUGAUCCACAUAGCAGAUUCAGAUUUUAAUCACCGGUGGAAAAAUCCUUGUUUUAAGUGGUCAAGGUCAGUUAUAAACACAUACCGUAAAUAUUUGUGUAUAGUGCACAGGUAUGUUUUUUUGAGGUUCAUUUUCAACAAUUUUUUUU
Messenger RNA from Pecten maximus, 3692 nucleotides. Its product is annotated as U3 small nucleolar ribonucleoprotein protein IMP4-like. NCBI's taxonomy places the organism in Eukaryota, Metazoa, Mollusca, Bivalvia, Pectinida, Pectinidae. Gene Ontology annotation, molecular function: snoRNA binding; rRNA primary transcript binding. Gene Ontology annotation, cellular component: nucleolus; Mpp10 complex; small-subunit processome. The transcript has 8 exons. Gene Ontology annotation, biological process: rRNA processing. Bases 63 to 938 code for a protein of 291 amino acids. The record is from RefSeq and is a predicted model, not a curated record.